This is a messenger RNA of Odocoileus virginianus texanus, 3428 nucleotides long. RefSeq names its product leukotriene B4 receptor (gene LTB4R). Gene Ontology annotation, biological process: complement receptor mediated signaling pathway; inflammatory response; positive regulation of cytosolic calcium ion concentration. Lineage: Eukaryota; Metazoa; Chordata; Mammalia; Artiodactyla; Cervidae. The record is from RefSeq and is a predicted model, not a curated record. Gene Ontology annotation, molecular function: complement component C5a receptor activity; leukotriene receptor activity. Gene Ontology annotation, cellular component: plasma membrane.
GGAGAUGCCACUUCUCCUUUCUCUCUUUUUCCUCUCUGCCAAGUCUUGGCUUCUCCCAAGAUUGCUAGCUGUUCCUCACCUUCCCCAAUACUUCUCGGUUCCCAUCUUUUGGAAUCUCUCUAGGUCUCAAAAUUGUUCUGGAUCCUGUCACUUUUUGAGUUUGGGAAUGUAGGAUGGAGUCUUUUUUAGGGGAUGUCCAUGUGCACACACGUGUGGUCAUUAGGGUAACCAGCUCAUCCCCAUUUGUCUAGGACUUUCUCAGUUUUAGCACUGCAAGUCUCUUGUCCCAGGCCCCUGAGUCUCUAACAAACGUAAAUGUUUGAUUACUUGAGUGGUCACACCGACCAUCACCCCAGGUUCUGCUUUUUUGACUGUUUACACCACCCAGGCAGAAGUCAAGUUAGAGGAAAUCCAGUCCUCAGGGUCGGGCCAGGGUCACCAAAACUGGGAUUGGACAGGGCUCUGGACUUGGGGGAGGGGGCAGAAAGUAUGGUUAGAGUGUCUAGUCUGGGGCAGAGGGAGAAAGACCAUAGAGAGAGAUGGAGGUGGGGAGCAGCUUGGAAGAGGAGGCAAAGACAACCUAGUUCCUGUCAGAAGGGGCCUCUGGGUAACCCCAGAGCUCUGAGCCAGAAGCGUCUAUCCCCAAACACUAACUUCAUGGCUUUCUUCCUGUCCUUGUGCACCAGAGCAGAGGCUUCCUAACUUCUGCUACACAUUUCCUAUCCCACACACCGUCUGUGGCCAGAAGGCUCUUCCUCAACUCUGCCUCCAGCUCUUACUGUGGUUUCAGCCCAUCUCUUUUCAUCAUAUCCUCUAGCUGAUAGCUGCUGGGUCAACUCUGAUCUGGCUCUUCUCUUUUUUUAUUUCUUAAAAAAAUUUAAUUUACUUAUUUUUUCCUGUGCUGGGUCUUCAUAGCUGCGCACGGGCUUUCUCAAGUCGUGCUGACUUAACUGACAGCACCCAGACUCCAGGCCAGGCCCCUGGCACCAGCACAGAUCUGGGGAUAGGCUACACCAUUCUGCCCUCGCCCUGGGACUGGCACCAGCUUCCAACCAGUGCCCGGCAAAGCCUUAAGUCCUUGCUAUAGCCAUGAACACUACAUCUCCUGCAGCACCCUCCUCACCGGGUGUCAAUUUCAUCUCGCUGCUGGUCAUCAUCGUACUGUCAGUGGCACUGGCUGUAGGGCUUCCUGGCAACAGCUUUGUGGUGUGGAGCAUCCUGGCAAAGCUGCCGAAGCGCUCUGUCACUGCCCUGAUGGUGCUGCACUUGGCCCUGGCCGACCUGGCCGUCUUGCUCACUGCCCCCUUUUUCCUCCACUCUGUGGCCCAAGGCACCUGGACUUUCGGAACAUCCGGCUGCCGCCUGUUCCACUAUGUCUGUGGAGUCAGCAUGUAUGCCAGCGUCCUGCUUAUCACGGCCAUGAGUCUGGACCGCUCGCUGGCAGUGGCCCUCCCCUUUGUGUCCCAGAAGCUGCGCACCAAGGCAGUCGCCUGGCGGGUGCUGGCCGGCAUCUGGGUAGUGUCUGUUCUGCUGGCCACUCCCGUCCUCUUGUACCGCACGGUGCACUUGCAACCGGACAAUAGGAGCCUGACCUGCUUCCUGACGUAUCCCAGCGAGAGACAUCGGGCCUUCCAUCUGUUCUUCGAGGUGAUCACCGGCUUCCUGCUGCCCUUCCUGGUCGUGGUGGCCAGCUACUGCGACAUCGGGCGCAGGUUGCGGGCCCGGCGCUUCCGCCGCAGCCGCCGCACCGGCCGCCUGGUGGCGCUCAUCAUCCUGGCCUUCGCCGUCUUCUGGCUGCCCUACCACGCGGUGAACCUGGCCGAGGGGUUCCGCGCCGCAGCGGGCCAGGCCCUGGGUUCCGGACUGGUGGGUUAUCGGCUGCUCCUGGCCCGCCACGUGCUCAUCACGGUGGCCUUCCUGAGCAGCAGCGUGAACCCCGUGCUGUACGCGUGCGCCGGGGGCGGUCUGUUGCGUUCGGCCGGCAUGGGCUUCGUCGCCAAGCUGUUGGAGGGCACCGGCUCCGAGGCAUCCAGCAGCCGUCGUGUGGGCUCCCUGGCCCAGACGGUGAGGGGCACCCCCGCCUCUCCCGAGCCUGACCCCACCGAGAGCCUCACUGCCUCCACCAACCCUCUCGAGUGAAGCGAACUCAACUAGGCCUGCUGGCUGGCCUCAGCGCAAAGACCCUAGCUUGGGGGAAUGCCCUCCCCGCUGGCCUGACCCAAUUUUUGACCAUCCCCCUCCUUCCCCCAGGAAGAGAACGCUGGUGGGAGAGUGGAGCGGAAGCGGGGGAGGGGCACAAGUCAGGGCUGAAUGGGAACCGGGUCCCCACAGGCAGCUUUACAAUUAAAACUGAAGUCUGAAACUGGGUCAACUCCGGUCUGUGUGAUGUGUUCAUGAUGGGGGACUGGGGUGCUCCUGGUUGCUCCUUCUCAAUCGCAGAGUGGCACAUCCUUUAGUUUCCCAUGCUUUUCAGUUUUGGGACACAGAGACAGAGAAAUCAGACCUUCCCACCCCGAUUCUGAGGAAGGUGAUCUGCAGAUCAUACUUGGAACAACACAGGUCUGCAGACCCCUGAAGGAGCUGGCCAAGGAAGACCACCCAGGUGUGCCCAUCACACCAGACUCCCUGACUCAGCACAGGAAGAAUAUUUAGACCUUCUAGGAGGUGUCUGCCCAGAGGGCUGGGGUGGGGAUCUUUGUUAAUGGGACUCCAACCUCCUGCCAGUACUCUGUGUCCUCUCAAUGGGAGAGGACAAUCUCUUAGGGGAUUGCCUCUUUUCCCUCUCUCUCCCGAGGCAGUCUCACCAGCGAGCCAAGUCAUCAGAUCUUAUUCCCUAGAACUCUGCACGCCAGCAUCCUGCCAGCCCCUAAAAUGCUGUGGCGCAGGCUGGAGCUGAAGGCCCUCUGUGAUGUGGUCACCCUUAGGAAAUGAAGAUUUGCAAAAGCGAGACGGUUGGGUCAUUUUUUACUUGGGAAGACUGUUGUCUUGGAGAGCCUUGGACUGGCUCUGUUCUGACAGCAUUUAAGAAGACGGCAGUGGCAGUUUACUUUUUGAAUCUCUUGCAUAAAAAGAGAAAGACAACUAGGAGAAAAGUCAAAAAUCCUCAUGUAACAUCUGCACAUCAAGAUACCUCUCAUGGACCCCAAAAUGUGAGCAAGGAUGAGUCAUGGAUGCUUCAGGACCUAUGUAAUAUCAGCAUCUGGGCAGGAGGCAAAAGGAAGCAAGGGAGAAUCUGAGAGACCUGAGAAUUGGAGACCCCAACUGUAUACAUGUCCUUGCUAGAAAGCAUGGUGGGUCAGCUUGAGAACAGCAGCUGGAAUGGGGAGGGACCUAAUAGAUUAUAUCCCAGGCCUCCCACCCAUGCUACAUAGUAAGCACAUAACAGGUGCUUAUUUAGUGUUUGUUGUGUGAAUAAAGAUGAAAUGUCA